Molecule: messenger RNA, 7638 nt
Organism: Hemibagrus wyckioides
Lineage: Eukaryota; Metazoa; Chordata; Actinopteri; Siluriformes; Bagridae
Gene: dnmt3aa
Product: DNA (cytosine-5-)-methyltransferase 3 alpha a
Exons: 24
Coding region: 320-3133 (937 amino acids)
Biological process (GO): negative regulation of DNA-templated transcription
Cellular component (GO): nucleus; cytoplasm
Molecular function (GO): methyltransferase activity
Source: RefSeq, a predicted model, not a curated record
CGGAAUCUCUUCCGGUCUGACGUCCUCUGCGGCGGCGCGUGAGAGCCCCAGUGAGCGAGCCACCGGGGCCGGAGUGAGAGAGUGAGUGAGAGAGAGAGAGAGAGAGAGAGAGAGAGCGGCCGCGGAGGGAAGACGGGACGGGGCAGCGCGCAAGCGACUACCGGAGGGGGGCUCAGGCCUGGGGCCGGCGAAACGGGGAGAAGAAGGAGGACCUGAAGGACGGAAGGUGGAUCAGCAACAUCGUCCCAGAAAAAACGUACUUUCUUUCUCAUCCGCGUUCAUUUCUAAAUGCAUCGCUAAGUAGCCGGGUCUGGAUCCGAUGAUGCCGUCCAACGCUGCCGCUCCCACCCCCGAGUUCAAAACGUCUGACGUGGACUGUGACGCAGCGACGAAGAAAACGAGUUCAGAGCAGGAACAGGAAGUGUGUGAGAUCAUGCAGGAAGAGGCUGUCGUGGACGCUCCGGCUCGCAGAGUUGGGCGACCUGCUCGCAAGCGCAAACCCCCUACGGACCACCAGGGGUACUAUGGAGUAGAGGCCAUCAGCAGAAUGCUUAGAAUGAGCCAGGUGGACAGCUGUGAGUCUCUGAAAGAGGCCUGCGUGAAGGAGGCGGAGUGUAACGGUGAGAACGAGAACGGGGUUUCCCAAGGUGCUCUGCAGGGGCAUGACUCUUCCUCUGACUCCUCCCACCAGAACGGCUCGGACAAGGCGGACCAGGAAGAAAACUCUGCCCCCUCCACACCGCGGAAAAAACGUGGGCGGCGGAAACUCAAGCACCCAGAAAAACAUGUGGAUGAGGAUGGCAGCAGCAGCAGCAGCGAUACCAGUAGAGGAGAGGGCGACAGUGGACGGAUGCGGACUCGUGAAGGCAGAGACAUCAGCCUCCGGCGCAGACCAGUACCUCGAAUCACCUUCCAGGCUGGAGACCCUUUUCACAUGAGCAAGAGAGAGAGAGAGGAGAUGCUUGCCCAAUGGAAAAAAGAGGAAGAGAAGAAGGCUCACCUGACGCCACUCACGAACGACGCCAUGGCUGACCAAUCAGAAGACGACACCCCGAGAAACGAAGAGCAGCUGGUGGUCAGCAGUGUCCCACCCACUCCUGCACCUCAGACUCCACCCCCACAGCAGCAACACACAGACCCCGCUUCACCCACGGUCGCCACGACGCCUGAGCCCGCCCCCGUCCCUGUUGCUUGCGGCAACAAAGAUCUGCGCAAGUCGGCCGAGGCAGAGCAAGAAUAUGACGACGGGCGUGGCUUUGGGAUUGGGGAACUCGUCUGGGGGAAGCUGCGCGGGUUCUCCUGGUGGCCCGGACGCAUCGUCUCCUGGUGGAUGACGGGACGCAGUCGAGCUGCAGAGGGAACCAGAUGGGUCAUGUGGUUCGGCGAUGGAAAAUUCUCAGUGGUCUGCGUGGAAAAGCUGUUGCCUUUGAGUUCAUUUUCUACUGCCUUUCAUCAACCUACCUACAGCAAACAGCCCAUGUACAGAAAAGCUAUCUACGAGGUGCUACAGACGGCCAGUACACGGGCAGGGAAGCCGUUUCCAGUGUGCAUGUCGACUGAUGACUCUGACACGGGGAAGAGUGUAGAGUUGCAGACCAGAAAAAUGAUCGAGUGGGCGAGUGGAGGAUUUCUGCCUACUGGGGCCAAAGGACUGGAGCCACCACCUGCUGAGCGAAAUCCCUACACUGAAGUGUAUCCUGAAAUGUGGGUGGAGCCAGAAGCUGCAGCGUACACAGCUCCUCCCACCAAGAAGCCCAGAAAGAACAGUUUGGAGAAACCUAAAAUUAAAGAGAUUAUAGAUGAAGGGACCAGAGAGAGGCUGCUGUACGAGGUACGCCAGAAGUGCAGGAAUAUCGAAGAUAUAUGUAUAUCCUGUGGAAGUCUGAAUGUGUCAAUCGAGCAUCCUCUCUUCAUCGGAGCCAUGUGCCAGAGCUGCAAGAACUGUUUCCUGGAGUGUGCGUAUCAGUACGACGAUGAUGGCUACCAGUCCUACUGCACCAUCUGCUGUGGAGGGAGAGAGGUGCUGAUGUGUGGGAACAACAACUGCUGCAGGUGCUUCUGUGUGGAGUGUGUAGAUCUGCUGGUUGGUACGGGCUCAGCACAGGCUGCUAUCAAUGAGGACCCCUGGAACUGUUACAUGUGCAGUAAUAAAGGUGUGUUCGGAAUUCUACGGCGCAGAGACGACUGGACGUCACGCCUCCAGCUGUUUUUUGCGAACAACCACGACCAGGACUUUGAUCCUCCAAAGAUUUACACACCUGUAGCGGCAGAGAAAAGGCAACCAAUCAGAGUGCUGUCUCUGUUCGACGGCAUUGCUACAGGUCUAUUGGUGCUAAAGGACCUGGGCAUUCAGGUGGAGCGCUACGUGGCUUCCGAAGUGUGUGAGGACUCCAUUACGGUGGGGAUGGUGAGACACCAGGGCCGGAUCAUGUACGUGGGUGACGUCCGCAACGUAACACACAAACAUAUUCAAGAGUGGGGGCCCUUUGACCUAGUGAUAGGUGGAAGCCCCUGCAAUGAUCUUUCCAUCGUCAACCCAGCCAGGAAAGGACUCUUUGAGGGCACCGGGCGGCUGUUUUUCGAGUUUUACCGCCUGCUACACGAGGCUCGACCUAAGGAAGGAGACGAGCGGCCGUUCUUCUGGCUCUUCGAGAACGUUGUGGCCAUGGGAGUCAGCGACAAGAGAGACAUCUCACGCUUUCUUGAGUGCAACCCAGUGAUGAUCGACGCCAAGGAGGUGUCUGCUGCCCACCGCGCUCGCUACUUCUGGGGCAACCUGCCUGGCAUGAACAGGCCGUUAACUGCCAUGGUAAACGACAGGCUCGACCUGCAGGACUGUCUGGAACAUGGACGCACAGCCAAGGUCGGUGAAUUUGAUAAGCUGAGAACCAUCACCACUCGUUCCAACUCAAUAAAGCAGGGCAAAGACCAGCACUUCCCUGUCUACAUGAAUAACAAGGAGGACAUCCUCUGGUGCACUGAGAUGGAAAGGGUGUUUGGAUUUCCUGUCCACUACACGGACGUGUCCAACAUGAGUCGUCUGGCCAGGCAAAGACUCCUGGGAAGGUCGUGGAGCGUCCCGGUGAUCCGGCACCUGUUCGCGCCGCUGAAGGAAUACUUCGCCUGUUACUGAAUCCCCGCCCCUCCGAGUCACACCGUGCCAUCCCACGACUCGCUCCGCCCUUCAUUUGCAUAGCUACCAAGCCCCACCCCCUUUUACAUUUGUUUGGUAGUUGCCUGACGACUUACUGGUGCUAUUCAACUAAGGAAAAAAAAACCGAAACCAUGGCUCAUCCAUUUACACGACUCGAUUUUACAUGUCAGCUAUUUAUUGAAGACUACAUUACAAUAUUUUUUGUUUGUUUUACAGACUUUUUAAGUCAUUUACAACAUCAGAAUGAUUUCAUCUGUGAUCACAGCUUCUCUGAUGAAAGAGAGACAUGCUUGCAUGAGCGCGUGGAUGUGAGGGUGUGCGUUGGUGUCUAUAACUGUGUGUGUGUGUGUGUGUGUGUGUGUGUGUGAGAGGGAGAAAGAGAGAGAUAGUGGUUGGUCGUCUCUUUGAGCACAAAGCAGAUUUGAGGGUCACGGCAUCUUCGAAAAACUAAACCUACACACACCGUCCUGGUGUCAUUUACAUCUUUUACCUGUAGUCAAAUGGUGCAAACAUACACACACACAUACAAAACACACACACACAAACCAGCUGAUACACUGUUUACAGUUAUGUCAUGGUACUACACAACUACACAACUCCUGUACAGCGCAAAUGCUGAUUCAACUACGGUGCUCUCUCUCUCUCUCUCGCUCGCUCUCUCUCUCCCUCUCUCUCUUUUUCUUUCUUUUUUGCUCUGAAGCUCCUCCCCAAAUCCCCUUUUUUCCUUCUCCCUCUUUUCCUUAUUCUCGUUUGGCCUUCUUACUCACCUGCGUGCUUCCCCCCCCCUUUUCUUUCUCCCUCGUUUCUGUCUAUCCUAUCGUUUUCGUUCUCUUUCUCCGAGUUCUUGCAAUCUCCCCUUCUUUUCCGUCCGUUUCUCAUUUUCUUUUAGUCUCCUCUGUCUGUCUCUCGCUCUCUGUCGGCAAUACUGAUGCACAGCCACACUUGAGGCCUUACUUCUGGGGCACAUGGUGACUGACUUACACACACACACACACACACACACACACACACACACAGGAUCUGAAUUGUUGUUGAGUGGUUGGAAGUUUUCUACAUUACAAGCAGAUACAGCUAAAUCUUCUGAAAGAUGUCUGGAGAGAAAGAUUUGUAUUGACACACACACACACACACACUUCUCAGAGAGGUGCUGCGCUUCCAAGCCCUGCAGGGGGCAGCGGCAAAAUAGAAACAAAUCGAUCCUUCCACAAAGCACUGUGGUGAUGCUAGCGACCACCAGCGGAACUCAUUUCUACUGUAAACCACAAGGUCUCGUCCGACUCCGCCAUUUUUACUGUACUGGUGUCAGUGUGCGAGUGUGUGUGGGGUGUGUGUAUGUGUGGGUGUGUGGAGAAAUGUUCUCCAACGCCUCAACAUGCUUUGCUUUAUGUCUGACUGAGGAAACUAUCAGAAAUCUCUCCGGGGUGCUUUCUUCUCUUCAUUUUUUAUUUGCUUUCCUGCCUGGUUCCUGGCUCAGGCUAGCAUUAAGCCUGUAUGUUAAUUACUGUUUUUAUUUAAUUGAGGGGUGCUUCCACCAAUGUUUCAGAACCUUUUGAGGAACUGAAAUUGUUGGAGAACCAGUUCCUGGUCAUAAUUCUGGUUUAAAUCGUGACUAAAAUCUGCCCUCGUUCCUCUCAUAGAAAUGUGCCUGAAGUUUUUGAGUUCCUAAAAUGUUCUUGGGUUCCUGUGGUGGAAACACGCCCGACGUUUCUAAAAAGGUUUCUGCAGUGGGAAGAGUAUAGUUCCUCAAAGGUUCCAAAAGUGAAACUUCCUCGAUUGCUAAAAAGCUUCAUGAAAAGGGUUCACACGAUAGGCAGGCAUCUCAAUUCCUGGGUUCCUGAAAAUCUUUCUGCAUUAGAAACACACUUCAUAUAGUUCUUAAAAAGGUUCCUGAGAUAAAAACAGCACCUGACAUUUGGUUCCUAGAGGACGCGUCCAGGUUCCCUGAGAAUCCGAAACCCAACUAAACUUCCUGAGUUCUUGAAGAGAUUCCUUAGGUUCCUGCAGUGGAAGGUUAAUCUCCAGUUCUGGAUGUCGCUGUCCAGAUUUUGGUUCUUCUUUGAUCCAUUUCUGUCCUCCCAGGGGAUUCUGGGAUAGUGGCCUCUGCUGUGUGAUGUUGUAAUACCUGGUCACAUGGUGCUCCCAGAAUUCCUUUCGUUUUGGUGGGCGUGGCCUCUCGUGAUGUGUAGGUGCUUAACAAUGUGCACACACCUUUCCAGUUAUUGAUUCAAAUGAUAUCUGGAUUACUGUAUUCUCUCCACGCCGUUGUCGGAUCAUUCGGAUACGGAGCGACAUUUCUGGUGCUUACAGAAACUUCCCCGGGGAAGCCGGGAUGAUCCGGUGGGCGUGGCCUCUCGUGGUGUGUUGGUGCUCAACAGUGUGCACUCACCUUCCAAUUAUCGGUCUGGAUAAUCGGAUAAUGGUUUACUGUAUUCUCCUCGUGCUGUUGUACACAUCAUUCAGACCAGAGGUUAAACAGGACAUUCUGGCGCUUUCUCUGGAUCUUUCUUUUCUUUUCUUUAAAAAAAAAAUAAAAUUCCCCCCGGCUUCCCAGAUUUUCAAGGGUGUCUUUGUGAAGUAUAAAUAAGAGAGGCUAAUCUCUCUGGCCUGUUUGAAAGGCAGACUGUAAAGAACUUUCAAGGCCACUUUCCAAACGCAGAUUAUCCACACGGUCCUUUUAGCAGUGCCGGUCCUCGCUUUUCCUGAACGCCCGGAUUCAAAAUCCAUCCCAUUCAAACACCAUUCACAUCCAUCCUCAAGCACACGAACAGUGUGUUCCUUAUCAGAGUCUCCUCUGCUGUGGUGCUGUCUGACUGUGAAUAAACGCCUAGCCUUCAGUAGCUAAUUUAGCUAGUGUUCACAACCACUACUGACUGCUCAUGACGAUAAAUAAUAUAUACUGGAUAUUGGUAGGUUUGCUCAGCUAGCUUCUGUAUAAAGAGGCUGACCACCCAUCAAAGGCUUCUUAUCGUAUCUAGCUAAGAUUCACUUCAUUAGAAGACGCCAUGCUGUGAACUGUUCCGAAUCCGGUAAACAGUGCGUGUACAUCCGAGUGCAAAGAAUUGCAGGAUUCUGAAGCUCAUAAGUUGGACUUUAGGGUGCUAGAUUUAACUUGAAGAAGCGUAACCUUUAUGACUAAUAAGCUAAUGUUAGCUUCCCAUUAGCUUGAUACCAGUGGUAGCUAUCAAACAGUUGGAAGCACAACUUUGGACAUUUGUGAAACCAAAAAAUUUUCUGGAAACCCGGUGUGCCGUCCCUCAUCUUUCUGCGUAGGCGAGGACCGGCACUGUCCAUAACUGAUCAUAAUGCGUGUUCAGGAAUGUGGCCCUCAUCUACGAAUGAACAUCCAGACAGCUCAAGCCCGGAAACUAAGCUAAGCUAAGCAAAGCCUGGCUUUCGGAAGAUGCAUUAGCCGCUCAACAUGUCAAAUAAAACUCAGGCCCACAUGCAUUAUUUCCAGACUCACUUCCUGUGCGGCCAAGACAGGACUUCGUUCAGCAGAGUUCGGCGGUAAAACAACUGUACAUAGAUAUGUUUGCCUUUUUUUUUUUAGCAUUCGAUCAUGUUUUGUGCUCCGGGUGUGUUUCUUGAUCCGUGUAGGCUAAUUUCGGUGUGAUCCUAGGCUGUGUUAGCGUAGCUGUUGUGAUUAGGAGACUGGCCAAAGGGGGAGCUUGAUUAUAAUAAGCUGAAAGGGCAGUGGUGGUGGUGCUGGUGAUGAUGAUGAUGAUGAUGCGUAAGAGAGGGGCGUGUCAAUCUGCUAUCACGUCCCAAACUAAUUUUUUUCUUUUUCCUCUUUCUUUACGUAUUUAUGAAUUGUCUCAAAUGAGAAGAGGAUGAAUUUAAAAGCCACCCAAUAACCAGUUGACAGCUUUAAAGGUGGAGAUCCUUUACCAUGUUAUUUUAAGAUUCAAAUCUUUGAAGAGCGUGUGAGUGAAGGCAUUUCAAAAUGAAUAAAUAAAUAAAUAAAUAAAUAAGGUGCUAUACAAUUUAUUCUUAAAUGAUUUAAAAAAAAAAAAAAGUUAAAUAAAUAAAUACAUUAAAUAAAUAAGUGAAAUAUAUUGUUGGAAAUUAAAAGAUUGACUGGUCUUGACAAUGACUGUUUUUACGUUGUUGUAGUAACGGAUUUACUAUUAUUUUACUCUUUUAUGAAUAUAUUAACAAAUGCAUUUUAACUUUGUACUUGAUGAUGAUGAUGUAGAAAAAAAAAAGAAUAAAAUAGAGAAAUUUCAUGUGUUUUAGCCUAGACAUCACUGUAGUAUGAUUGUCUCGAUGAGGAGGUCAUUCUGUUAUUACUGGACCCGAGCUCCAUCCUGAAGGUUCUGUGCACUGAUACGUAACUCGCUUUAUCCUUGGCAACAAACUCGACAUUACCCAACAUUCCUUGCUACAUGCUUUCGUUGAAUCUGACCGAAAUGUUUUUCUUCAUAUAUAUAUAUAUAUAUAUAUAUAUAUAUAUAUAUAUAUAUAUAUAUAUAUAUAUAUAUAUA